AUGCCCCGCUUAUCUACCACCGGAAUCCACGGUGCCGACCACCUCCAUACGGUAUCGGAUGUUACUCCACCAAUUAACAUCUCCACGACAUUCAAGUAUACCAAUGAUCCCGAUAAGCUUGAGAAAGCACCUCCUGGACCUUUUCCUUACGAGGUCGGCAAGCCAGUCUACUCGCGUGAGGGCCACCCAUCAGGCGAAUUAGUGGAACUGACGAUUGGAAAAAUCACAAAUUCAUAUGCUGUUGCCUACAAUUCUGGCCUCAGUGCCGUCUAUGCCGCCUACACCCACCUCAACCCCAAGGUAUUGUGCAUUGGGCAGGGCUACCACGGUGUUCAUGGAAUUGCUGAUAUCUGGAAACGCAACCAUGGGUUGAAGCAAUUCAGUUUGAAAGACGAGGAUUUGGACAAAUUGGGCAAGGGUGACGUCAUUCACUUGGAGACUCCAGUGAACCCAGAUUCUCAAUGCUUUGACAUUCAAUAUUUCGCCGAUAAAGCCCAUGCCAAGGGCGCCUAUCUUGUUGUUGACUCGACUUUUGCCCCACCGCCUUUGCAGGAUGCAUUUGAGUUUGGAGCUGAUAUCGUGAUGCACUCUGCUACCAAGUAUUUCGGUGGCCAUUCCGAUUUGUUGGCUGGCGUGCUUUUGACAAAGAGUGAAAAGGUCUGGCGUGAUUUGAUAGACGACAGAAUAUAUUUGGGAACGAACAUCGCCAACUUGGAGUCCUCCCUCUUGCUCAGAAGUUUGAAGACCCUUGAAUUGAGGGUACUCAAGCAGAGUGCCAGUGCCACCAAGUUAGCUAAGUUCUUGGACGAAAGUAAGGAUAAGUACCCUGCGAUCUCAAAAGUUCACCACUCGUCCUUGCAAAAAGAUGAGUUUGUUGCUCGCCAGUUGAAGGGUGGACACUCACCUACAUUUGCUUUCGAGCUCCAGACUGAGGACCAAGCCAGAAAAUUCCCUUCAAAAUUGAAGUAUUUCUAUCAUGCCACUUCGUUAGGUGGAGUCGAGAGUUUGAUAGAAUGGCGAGCCAUGUCGGACAACACUGUAUCACCUUCGUUGCUUCGUGUCAGUGUCGGUCUUGAGGACGUGGACGACUUGAUUGAAGACAUCACAGAGGCACUCAAAGCGAUUUAA
This is a messenger RNA of Candidozyma duobushaemuli, 1128 nucleotides long. RefSeq names its product putative cystathionine beta-lyase. Bases 1 to 1128 code for a protein of 375 amino acids. The record is from RefSeq and is a predicted model, not a curated record. NCBI's taxonomy places the organism in Eukaryota, Fungi, Ascomycota, Pichiomycetes, Serinales, Metschnikowiaceae. The transcript has a single exon. Gene Ontology annotation, molecular function: pyridoxal phosphate binding; carbon-sulfur lyase activity. Gene Ontology annotation, cellular component: cytoplasm. Gene Ontology annotation, biological process: transsulfuration.